This is a messenger RNA of Erpetoichthys calabaricus (reedfish), 1308 nucleotides long. Its product is annotated as G2/M phase-specific E3 ubiquitin-protein ligase-like. Lineage: Eukaryota; Metazoa; Chordata; Cladistia; Polypteriformes; Polypteridae. The transcript is spliced from 4 exons. Gene Ontology annotation, molecular function: ubiquitin-protein transferase activity. The record is from RefSeq and is a predicted model, not a curated record. The coding region runs from base 289 to 1128 and encodes 279 amino acids.
AGUGAAAUUGUACAGUGAAAUUCUUACUUGCAUGUCCACACAACAUGCAACAAGUUGCCACUCUCUGGUGCUAUGAUAAACAAGAAUGUUACAUAACUUCAACAUUUUACAGAAAACACACAAAUCAGCUAACCCCUUGUAUAUACAGUAGAGGGUGAGUAGACAAUGGAAGGAUGCAGGAAUAUACCACACAAGAAAAGUCGAUGGACACCUGCUCUUGUAUUAUAUAUUAAUUGGGUUUUUCUUUGAGCGUGUGUGUGUUUAAUUUCAAAGGUAGUUACAAAAUAGAUGGUAAAACCAUUUUGUCUACUUUUAGGACUUGCCAAGGAUGAGUAUUACAUCAUUGGAAGAAUAAUUGCUGCGUCACUUGUCCAUGGUGGCCCUGCUCCACACUUUUUCUCCAGACAUUUUCUAGAAUACAUCUGUGGUAAAACAGAUGUUUCACCAUCUAUUCAAGAUGUCACAGAUCCAGACAUUCAGAAUGUGCUUCAGGAGAUAGUGUCAUCCACAUCUUUGUCAAUCCUGAGAGACAUCAUGGCAAAACACAGCACAGUGCUCCUUUUGGCUGGAUGUCUUCAUAGCAUAAAAGACAUCGGAGAGAGAGAAAGUGUUGUGCAAGAUUUUUUAAAAUGGUACCUCUUUUCAAGAAAUGCUGCAUGCAUUGAAAGAUUCAAAGAUGGAUUGUCAACCCUCAAUGUGCUUCAGAAAAUUAUAGAAAGUCCAUCAGCGUUUGAACCUUAUUUGUGCUUCAGUACUCAAAGUCUCAGCUCUGAGCUCAUUGAAAGCAUCUUCAGAGUUGAAUUUAGUGUGGCGGGUAGCAACAAGAGACGCGAAGAAGGAAGGAUAGCAUCUUACUGGGCAGAUUAUCUGCUAGAUAUUGAAGGUAACAUCUCGUCUACAGAUCCAACUUUAGAAGAUAUUGUCAUGUUUGCAACAGGACUGAAGAUGAUUCCACCACUGGGAUUUGAGCCAAGGCCAACAAUAAAAUUCCUGCAUGAUAAUUCCCCGUUUCCAACUGCCAACACUUGCAGCAAUACAUUAUGCUUGCCACUACAUUCAUCAUAUGACAGUUUCAAAUUUCAUAUUAGCUUUGGAAUUUUGAAUUCUCCAGGCUUUGGGCUUUAUUGAUCAACAAUUUGUUUAUCUUUAAAUGCAAAAUGCUGUUUAAUUGAAAGGCAAUUUAUUGAUGUUGGCUGACUGUUUUAUUAAUAAGGUUGACAAUAUAAAUGAAGUAUUUUGCACAUACAAAGUAUACAUUGUUCCAAGCUAUUGUUACUGCUGGUGGUUAACAGAUUGAAGUUCUUCAGU